CCACAACUCCCAGCAUCCUCCCGGAGGCCCAAGCCGGCCAGGCUAGUAGGCGGAGUGAGAUUGUAAAUGUCUGCGGAAGCUGUGGAGAAACGUUCCUUCGGGAUAGCAGCAGCUGAGGAGGAAUCUGCCGCCCUGAUAGAACAAGAUGUAGCGCGCGGCCUGGAGAACUUUGCUGUGAGAGUGUGGCCUCUGGGGGCGGGGCCCAGGCCUAAGCCUUUCCAGUAUACUCCUGAUCACGUGGCUGGGCCUGGAGCAGACAUCGACCCCACACAGAUAACCUUUCCUGGGUGUGCUUGUGUCAAAACUCCAUGUCUCCCUGGCACUUGUUCCUGUCUCCGCCAUGAGAACAACUAUGAUGACAAUCUGUGCCUCAGAGACAUAGGAUUGGAAGCAAAGUACGCCAAACCAGUUUUCGAAUGCAAUGUCCUCUGCCAUUGCGGUGAACACUGUAGAAACAGGGUGGUCCAGAAUGGUCUGCAGUUCUGUCUCCAGGUGUUCCAAACGGAUAAAAAGGGCUGGGGACUUCAGACCUUAGAACCUAUACCCAAAGGAAGAUUUGUCUGUGAGUAUGCUGGGGAGAUUUUAGGGUUCUCUGAAGUACAGAGAAGAAUUCACCUACAAACAACACAUGACCCAAAUUACAUCAUCGCCAUCAGGGAGCACAUUUAUAAUGGACAGGUCAUGGAAACUUUUGUUGACCCUACCUACAUAGGAAAUAUUGGGAGAUUCCUGAAUCAUUCUUGCGAACCAAACCUGUUGAUGAUUCCUGUCCGAAUUGACUCAAUGGUACCUAAGCUGGCACUUUUUGCAGCCAGAGAUAUUUUACCAGGAGAAGAACUCUCUUAUGACUAUUCAGGAAGAUUCCUUAAUCAAAUAAGCAGUAAAGACAAAGAAAGGAUAGAUCAUGAACAACUGAGAAAGCCACAACUAAGAAAGCCUUGUUACUGUGGUGCCCCAUCAUGUGCCACCUUCUUGCCCUAUGACAGUUCACUAUACUGCCCCUUAGGAAAACCAGACACCAGUUAGGAAGGGAGGUCCUGCCUGCCAGCAUCUCUGUGAACAUAAACCAGAAGGAAUCAAGCAUUAAGUGACCAUCUGCAUCCUACUUUCUCUCUGGAAAACAACCUACCCUCAAGGGAAGUGUGUGGUGGUAAUCUAAUUGUACUGAAAUAUUAUUUUGAUUGUAUGUUAAUAAAUAAAGUUGUCUGGGGGUCAG
Peromyscus leucopus (white-footed mouse) is the source of this 1216-nucleotide messenger RNA. Its product is annotated as histone-lysine N-methyltransferase SETMAR. Gene Ontology annotation, molecular function: histone H3K9 methyltransferase activity; protein binding; zinc ion binding. The coding region runs from base 67 to 1026 and encodes 319 amino acids. Gene Ontology annotation, cellular component: nucleus. Lineage: Eukaryota; Metazoa; Chordata; Mammalia; Rodentia; Cricetidae. The record is from RefSeq and is a predicted model, not a curated record. The transcript is spliced from 2 exons.